GCAGUUUGACAAUAUAAUUACUAAAGCUGAAACAGGACAUAAUGGGCUAUGUGGGUGUAGAACUCAUGAUUAGAAAGUGGGAAAGGUUCCAAUUUACUUCUUUUCCCCAUUCUUUUCUGAGAUCUAUUUUGAUCUUUAAAAAAAUCUUGUCAAAGAGUAAUCACUUGUCAUACACCAUUAUUUCAAUCCUAGAUUGAAACAGAUCUAUUGCUUAAAAAAGGAAAUAAACACUCUGUUUGUUUUAAAGAGAUUUAUUUUAGGUUAUGCAAGACAGAUGUAACUCCAUUGAAGUGCAUAGAAUUACACUGUUGUGCAAUGAGUGUGAAUUGAAAUGAAAUGAACUCAUUGAAACCAUUAAGAGAAUAUUACAGUUGUGAAUGUAUGAAACGAUGUGACAGAUAUUUAUAAAAAUUUUAAAUAUAUUUGCUAGGUUCAUCGAUUUUUAUCCCUGUUACUGAAGUAGACGGGUGGCUAGCAAGUUAAUAAUCUGUAGAAAUACAUGUUCUUACUAAAAAAAAAAAAAAAAAGAAAAUGAACAAAAACCAGAACAAUUCCUGUUCAUGGAUGAGGAAAUCCAUACAUUUGCUUCAGAUGUAAUGGUACGUAUCCUUUCCAGGAGGCUUUGUUGGUUUGGGGGUUCUUUUGUUUCUGUUUUUGUUGGUUGGUUGUUUUUUUGUUUGUUAUUGUACGCUUUGCUUGUUUAUUUUAAGACUGACAUGAGACAGUAGUUCAGUUCCUGCCUUUUUCCAAUACACCCCUCUGAUUUUGGGUAAAUCUAGCAAGACUUUUUUUAAAGGAAAGCAAAAAUAGUUGGUUUCCUCAAAAGGUUCUGGAAGUGCCCUGCAGCCUUCCCUGAUACUGAAAAUCUUCUGUUAUGUAUCACAUUUUCUCUUAGGUCUGAAGAUUACUGAGGAUACUUAACCCACCGUUUUUGAGAGAUGAAAAUAAAUUCCUGAAAUAGAUGUGAUAGUCUCAGACACUACAGUAAGGAGCAAGGAAGACAGUGAUAGAAUAUAAAUGUUCUGCUGGAGUAACCUAGCUCUAUGAAAUGCAUGUGAUUUUAGAAAAUAUGUUUUCAUGUACCCCACGAAUUUUGAACUAACUCCCCAAAGAGGAUAAGCUUGACUGCUGAAAAUGGAAGUAGUUUUGCAUUCUGAAUUUAAGGGGCUAAGUAAAAGCCACAGAUUUUUAUACAGAAAUUCUCAUUUCUGGUGCCCAAAUCUUGUAAUGACUCUUGAUCUAGGAUUUAUCAAGUGUGAUUUGAUCUUCCAUAAGUCAGUUCUCAAUGAAAUAGAAGAUAUGCUGAAUCCCAGAAAGUGCUCAAGGCCAGCUUGAUCUAGUAGAAAAUGUGCCUGCUCGUGCCAAGGGGUUGGAACUGGAUGAUCCUUAAGGUGUCUUCCACUUCAGAACAUUCUGUUGUUCUAUGAUAAGUGUGUAAAAAAGAACAGAUGCAUUUGUAAACAUAUUGUGUUAUGAUCAUGUGUCAUUUCAUGGUAGUAUCUCUUUCCUCAGGCUCUGUUUUGGUCAGCAACUUGCGCCUGGCUGCCUGGAUUCCACAACUACCAAAUCUAACACAGAAGUCUUGGGAAAAUCAUCCUUUCUGUCCAAGUAGAAACCUGGCUCUGUGGCUGCUUCCUAUUCUAAGUCUCCUGCUUGCUGAGUUCUGCAAACUAACAGAUUCUCCGUGCCAAGUGUGCUCAGCUGCUUUGUGCUGUCUUCUCUUCCUCCAGAAUUGCAGUAGUUAAGGCAGGACUAACAGCUCUGCUCUCAUUGCUUCGUCAUAAGCAUAUACAUUGCUGGGAAACUUCUCCCACAUUCUGUGUUGGGAGACAACAAGCUGAAGCUGAAGUGAAGUUGGAGGCUGGAUGGUUUUCCAUGUGUUACUUGGUAUGUGUCCUCAGUUCAUGUAGGUGAUGAAACAAGAUGUCUUUGAGAAAUAAUUUCACAUCUUUUAGCCCCUAUUCUUACUAUAAGAAGUAAUAGUAAGAAGUAAUAGGCAUGCCCUUCUUUUUUCUCCUUUUUACUUUUACUUUCUAUCCCUUGUAUCUUUUUUUUUUCCCCAUACAAUAGAAGUUUUCUAUCUGCAUCUCCUAUCCAUUUUCUCUUCAAAACUGAUACACUUAUUUAGAGUUUAAUGAUGUUUUCUUGCUCGUAGAAUCCAUUUUUGAAACAUUUUAAUGUAGACAUAAAGAUGACAUUUGAUGGUAUCUUCUGGAAAAGAAUCAUACUUGGUUAUACAUUUGUAGGUUUUCAGUAUUUGAAUAUGAACUGGUUCACAGGCAACGUAUUAUCAAAUGGGGGAAACUUCCUUUUGAACCCGUGGCGAUUCCCAUUCGAUUACUGAGGCUUUUUUCUCACAGAGCUCUUUUGCCAUUUACGGGACUGUGCUGGAGAUGGGCAGACAACGUCCCGUCCCCACGGAGAACAUCUUUAUUGCUGGUUUCCCGAUGUAGGGAGAGAGGAGCAGAGGCUCAGCCGGGCGCUAGGUGGCAGCGCCGCACCGCCCCGGGGCCGCCGCAGCCGGAGCGGGCUGGCAGGUGCGGCUCAGCGGCCCCUGCAUCGGCGGGGUCCUGGCCUGGGCACUGUUGUGCUCUGCUCUGCUCCUUUAGAGCCUGGGAGAGGCGUUUGUCACAGCGCAAGUUUCAUAGGCCCUCAUUAGGAAAACUAAUUGUCCUUCAGCUUCUCCCAUCAGAUCAAAACUCGUGAUAAGAGGUGGAAAUAAUGUUUCAUCCCAGAGUUUUAAGUUUUGGUUGAAGCACAGUCUGCUGUUCCUUAGGCCUCUUUUGAAGUGUUCCCACCCACUGAUAUUGCUGAUAGCAGGGAGUGCUAUACGGUGUAAUUCACAUGCCUUUCAGCCAGAGAAAAGGGGUAGCUGAAGUAGUGUGGGGGCCUGCUGCGUCUUUGAAGUGCAAAUUACACCAGCUGAGAUGUCUCAAAUACCUGUAGAGUAGGAGUAAAAAAGUUUCAGUGACAGCUAAAUGAGUGUAAGAAAUUAGAACUUAAGAAACAACAAGAAAAGCCCACACAACUCUGCUGAAUUUGACAUGACAUCAAACGUGGUCUAUGCAAUAAAUCUCUGCAAUUAAUUGAGAUGUUGAGCCUGUCUCAAACAUACGUACUUAGCUGGAAUAUAUGGAUUAUUUUCUAGGUUACAGUGUGUAAUGUACCAUAUUGCAGCCUCUUACCCAGACCUAAUUGCUCUAAAAUAAUGCAGCCAGGCUCACUUCUAGUGAAAUUCCACCACCUGAGGUGACCUUGCUUAUUUCAGACAAUUUAAUUUCCAUCACUAAACACAGUCAGAUCUAAUCCCUGUCUUAUUUCUGUUUACAUUGUUUAGAAGUUUAGAAUGCCACUUCUUCAUUCCUUACUGAUUAUAAAUCUCAUUCUCCCAUUGAUGGAAGAUGUUAGAAGCACCAACAUUUGCAUGUGCCAAAUGAGCAUUAAAUUCAUAUCCUGCUGUUUUAGUAGCCCCAGAGUGCAGUUUCAGAGUUUAUACUGUCCAGUGACCGAGUUUAAACUGUUCUCUUUUUCCCUUUGCUCUCUUUCAAACUUUUGUGAUCCUGGCUUGGUUUUUGUUUUUGCUUUGGAUUGGGUUUCUGGCUGUUUUCAUUUUUGGAAAAAGGGUUUUCAGUGGCCAGAUGUGUUCCCUUCUCCAUUUUGUAUGUUCCACAAAUGCUUCUGUUGGUAAAAUAGCGGAUUAACAGUGGGUACUAAGAAGCAAGUAGAAAUACUUCAACUUGUUUCACGAGCAAAUUAAAUCAUUGUGAUUUUGAUGACCACUUAGAAAACCAUGGCUUUCUGGAAUGUGUCCCAUGCAGGUUACUGGUGUUGUAGGUGUUUCUAGCAUUUGAGAUCAAUGCUGCAUGAUCUCCCCACUUGUUCAGUGUAGCACUGCUGUGUGUACAUGGCUUCUAUUGAUUUGGAGAACACAGAUUGCGUAUGUAGCACUUGUAUCAGUUGUUCAAAGAGGAAGCAAUAAAAGCCCUCAAGGAAACAUUUUUAGGUCCUGAUCUAAGCUUCUUUGCAGUUAGUCUAAGGAUUGUUAGCUGUUCUGCUUUGUCUUGAGCUGUAGCAGUUUUCAAACUGGGCAUCUUGUACUUGAUGCUUUGAAAUCAGUGGUAUUUAAAUAUAGCUGGAGUUCGGUACUGCAAUAGUAAUGAGCUGCUUUUUUCAUAUCCUGGGUAUUUCAAACACUCAUUUACUUAACGUACCGAAGCAAAAUUACUAUAUUGAAGUGGUACUUCCCCAGUUUAAGCAAGUGCAUAAUUUAAAUGCGACUCUGCACGGUAGCACAGUUUUUUAUUUGAUGAACACAAGUAUUUCUCUAUACAAUUUUCCUGUACUGACUCUGGGGCACGAUACAGUCCUGCAGUGUCAGCAGAGGUGAGUUGGGUCACUGAGAUUUGGGAGGACUGCAGCUUGUCAAUUCUUUGGCUCUGAAGAAGCGUUCAUUUAAUGACUCAUUUCUCUAGGUCUAGUAUGAGGAGGAAGAUUGGUGAGACAAGUCCUCUAGUGUGCUCUUUUCUGUAAGAUGAACGAGUCUUUUCUAACUCGUUUAGGAGCACGAAGCUUUGGCUGGCGGACGAGUCACAGCACACCUCGGGAAUGGUGCAGGAGCAACGCCGGCAGGCAGAACGGGGCAGCUCCUCGAAACCCUAGAAGAGCCUCGCUUCCCGGGGACACGCCACAUGAGCGCGAAGAGUAAUUUAACGCGGGCUGCGGGCGGGGUCUCGGUGAUGUAACAGGAAGCUCUAAUGGCUCGCUGCUGCCGCCGCUCCUCACUUAGCGGCCGAACCUCUCCCGGCGCUGCCCAGAGCCGCGCUCCUCUGCCGGGCUCUCGGACUGCACCGUGCCCUGCGGGCGCCUGCGCGGCUCCGAGCCGGCCGGCCGGGGAAGCGAAGGAGCAGCUCUCCGCACUCUCGCUGGGAAGGGAGAUCCAAUCGACUGGGCUCGGAUCAACUCCGCGUGUUUGCAUUAAUUCAAUCACAACAUAAAAUACACUGCGUCAGAAAUAAAAAUGACAAAAAAAUGGAUCACGUUCUUGCUGUUCUUCCUCUCGGCUACUUUGUUAUUUGCCACUGCUAUUCCAUCUGAAGGUCAUCAGAAUAUGACAGAGGACUUCGGUCAACUGAGUUUUACACGGAAUAAAAUUAUGACAGCACAGUAUGAAUGCUACCAGAAAAUUAUGCAAGAUCCCAUUCAUAGGAAAGAAGGUCCUUACUGUAACAGGACGUGGGAUGGCUGGUUGUGCUGGAGUGAUGUUGCUGCAGGAACUGUAUCAGUACAGCAUUGUCCUGACUACUUCCAAGAUUUCAAUCCAUCAGAAAAAGUUACAAAGAUCUGUGAUCCAAAUGGGAACUGGUUUAGACACCCAGAAAGCAACAGGACAUGGACAAACUACACCCAGUGUAAUAUCUAUACGCACGAAAAAGUGAAGACUGCUCUGAAUUUGUAUUAUUUGGCCAUCAUAGGACAUGGUCUUUCAAUUGCCUCACUUCUGAUUUCUCUUGGCAUAUUCUUUUACUUUAAGAGCUUGAGUUGCCAGAGGAUUACUCUUCAUAAAAAUCUCUUUUUCUCUUUUGUUUGCAACUCUGUUGUAACAAUAAUUUCACUGACUGCAAUUGCCAACAAUCAGGAAUUAGUUGCAGCUAAUCCAGUUAGCUGCAAAGUGUCAAUGUUUAUCUACCUGUACCUAAUGGGUUGCAACUACUUCUGGAUGCUGUGCGAAGGCAUUUACCUGCAUACCCUUAUUGUGGUGGCUGUUUUUGCUGAGAAACAGCACUUGAUGUGGUAUUACCUUCUUGGCUGGGGUUUUCCACUGAUCCCUGCCUGCAUACAUGCUGUUGCUAGAAGCUUGUAUUAUAAUGACAACUGUUGGAUCAGCUCUGAUACUCAUCUGCUCUACAUCAUCCAUGGCCCUAUUUGUGCUGCUCUAUUGGUGAAUCUUUUCUUCCUGUUAAAUAUUGUCCGUGUACUCAUAACCAAGCUGAAAGACACCCACAAGGCAGAAUCCAACCUAUACAUGAAAGCAGUGCGAGCUACCCUCAUUCUGGUUCCCCUGCUCGGCAUUGAAUUUGUGCUGUUUCCAUGGCGACCGGAAGGUCGAAUCACUGAGGAAGUCUAUGAAUACGUGAUGCACAUCCUUAUGCAUUACCAGGGUCUACUGGUUGCUACAAUUUUCUGCUUCUUCAAUGGAGAGGUCCAAGCUGUUUUGAGAAGACACUGGAAUCAGUACAAAAUCCAGUUUGAGCACAGCUUCAGCCACUCAGAUGCUAUGCGCACUGUUUCCUAUACAGUAUCAACAAUCAGUGAUGUUCCAGGCUACAGCUACAACCACGACUGCACCAGUGAACAUUUAAAUGGCAAAGGCUAUCAUGAAAUGGAGAGUGUAGUUUUAAAAACUGAAAAGUUAUAUGGUUGACUGAAAAGACUCUGCAUAUGCCGGUGUUCACCCUCAUAGUUUAUGAACUUGAAGUUUGAUUUGAUGACUUAAUGGCCAGAAGAUUCAGUCUAACUUGGGAGUAUGACCUUCUCCUGAAUGAUGCAAACUAAACCAACUCAUUUUCGUAUGUAUAAAUAUAUGUGUCUGUGUUUGUCUAUUGAUAGUAUGGACAUCCAUACAUGUAUCUAUCCACUUAGCUAUAUAUAUGUGUGUAUUUACAUAAGUAUACAAACGUUGCCUCUUCAGUUUCUACUAUGUAGACAAAGUUGGCAAUUUUUUGUACAAGGGGAAUCAAUGAAUGAAGGAUUUUGUAUUUUCUUGGAAGUUUCUAUGAAGACGGGGUUGUACUGAAGCCACUUCAUUUGCCUAUAGAAACUUAGGGUGUAAAUACCAUACUAUAUUGUCUUAAUCAAACCUAAAACUGAACAAAGGAAAAUUGUUAAAAUAGGUGCAAUAGUUACAGCAGCUUGUUCAGGUUAAUUUUAUGUCCAGUAUUUUAUUGUCAAAAAGCAACAAAAAAAAACACCAACAGACAGUCUAAGAUAAUAGACUCAAGAUACUAAUGCUGAGCCAGUUGGAUUUUGCAACUGUUUUUAAUGAAGCAUCAGAGAUGCUAGUACAAGUCUAAGAUUCUAUUCACUUGUGUAUUGCAGCAUAACAGUUUACAGCAAGCCUUGAACAAUUUUAUUUAAACUGUUUUCACAUACACAGGAGUGUCUCCUCCUCUUCAAGCUUAUGAAUGCAGAUGAGAUCAAUGAUGAAGCCUUACUGAAAAGUAAGAAAGAGUACAGAAAGAAUAGUAACCUGAAUACCUAUAAAUCCAUCUGACUAUUAAUUCAAGCUUAUGGAACUUCACUGUCUGCUUAAGCAUUUUACUUGGCUGGGAAAAAUAAUGUACAGAUUUUGUUAUAGCCAUGUGGUUUGUUUUGUUUUUCUUUUAAGUAUUUCCAUGGCCAAUAUGCCUGAAUGCCUGAUAAAAUUAUUCCUUUGUUUUGGAGGGCAAUGUUUUGAUUACGUUUGUGACUUGUUUAUUUAGGGAAAAGUGGACUGGACUGAACACAGUGAAAAUGAUUUGCUAUCUGUGAAGCCAGUGUAUGAGAUGGAUUAAUCAAGCAAAUUAACAUCAAUAACAUAUUAUUCCUUUUUUUUUUUUCUUUUUUUUUUUUUUUUUUGAAAAUCCAAUCUAGGAUUUGUCUUAGAAAACUUUAAUGUUUAAGAAUUUUAAUAUUAUUUGAGAGGUGCCUGAUUCAGACCAGUUCUUCUUAAGGAAGUUAUUGCUUUUGGUUGUACUGGUUUAUAAAGGUCUCUCUGAAGAAUGAGAAGGUUGUGGAGAAGAUAUUUUAAAAAUGUGUCUAGCAAACUGUAUACAUCUUUAUGCUUCAAAGAAAUAGUAGUUAUAUUAAGUGAAACAAAAUGCUGAAGUAUAAGAGAUGAAUUUGUAAUAGUCUUAUUAAAAAAAUCUAAGAAGUAGAAAAAUGUGUUAUAGGUGUAUUUUGCAGAAAAAUCUACUUCAAAAGUUGGGGGAGAAAAAAAGAGGAGUGGAGACUGGAGCUUAUCAACGACGAUUAUGCUCAUGUGCAUCAGGUAAGCAGGUAAAAAAAACUGAAAGACAGAUUUUUCUAAACCACUUUAGUCCUAAAUACUUAAUUUUGUAUAUGAAGUACUUGAUUUUUACAUCUAAACAUUUUUUUCAGUAGCCUUUCUGUAAGCUUCAUUAGCAUGGAAUUAAUUUGCUGUUUCAGUAUUUAUUUUCUUGUAACUUUGUAAGGCCUCACAUGCUUUGUAUUUAGAAGGAAAAUGUUAAGAGGAUGCAGUAAAUUCAUGCCACUUGCACCUUUCGUUGUUAAUUUUUUUAACGCUGUUGUCUAGAGUUUCAGUGGAGAGUUUUGUUAAUGAUGUAGUGUCAUAACAUAGAAUCUCAGCUGAGAUAUUAAAAUGGAGAUGUCUUGUGCAAGGCUAUCUGCUUGAGUGAUAGAAAUAACAUGAAAAUCAUGUGCUAUACUAGAACAGUGUGAAAUCUGGAAACCCUGUCUCACAGCAUCUGAUUAUGGUGUCUGUUCCAACAUGGUUAGAAGUUGGUUACAACUCAACUUGCUCAUUUUUUUAAAAGUAAUUAAAUAAUUAAUUAAGUAAUUAAGGGUUACUUAAAAAUCUUUGCAAUGUUCUGAAAGUGCACGUAGUGCAGGACAUCCCUGCUCUGGUAUACCAGCUUUGCACACACAGGGGAACAGAUCCUCAACUGGUAUAAAUCUUGAGUUCCAAGUUUGGAAUCAGUGGGUACUAGUUGAGAAUCAAAGCCUGUGCAGAUACUGGUCUAUUGGAAAGUGCUUCACAGUCCUGGACGGCAUAUUAUAUGACAAUUAUUUCAAUGGUACCUGGUGGGUUGUUACAAUUAAAACAUGUAACAGCUGAGAAUAUGAUAUGAUAUUAGAUUUUGAUUUCAGUUUACUUCUCAGCUAGGCAGGUAAAUUUAAUGACCUGCAAAUUUGUGUCUUUCAAUACAAAGUACUAAAUGCUAACAGUUCACUGUCUCCUGUUGAGAUGAUUGUAAUGGUAAUUUAUAGGGGGAGACUGCUUUUCCACAGAACCUAUCCUGCCUCUAGGUGGUCAGUCACAGCGUCUGUGUUUCUAGGCACACUUUUGAAAAGGAAACACAUCGAGCUGGAUAUGCAAAAAAAGGUUUGUGGCUGUACAAGGAGAGGAACACUCCCUCAUUCUCAUGAGCUUCUAUUUUGCAUUGGAAAAUAUAAAUUCCUUAUUUUGUCUUCCUACCUCACCUUUUUUCAGUUCCUACAUAGCUAAGACCAGAGUCUGCUGCUUAAUUUAUUCCUUUUUUUUUUUUUUUUUUUUUUUUUUUUUUUUGGUCACUAUAAAUUAACAUCAAAUCUUUAUGCUGAGAUUUUGUCCUGUGGUCUAUUUUCUACUUUAUGGAAUAUUGUAGUCAUUGCCUGUAUUGUCUGGAAUGUAAGAAAGCUUUUGGGGGCUGUGAGGUUCUUUUCAACAGGCAGACAGUUAUCUAUUAUUGUUCUUUUUUGUUAGUGAACAUUUACUGUAUCAUUAAGAAGGAGGCUACAGAAAUGCUCAUUUUAGACUUUGUAUAAGUAACUGGCAUGUUAGUUAUGAGUUAAAGGGAAUGUCUAUUUUUAAUGCUACUGUCAUCAAUUAGUAAAUGCCACAAGUUGAUUCUCUGCUGCAGAGUUCCCUCCGUUUAUUAUUGUAUUUAACAGCUAUUCUAUGUAUUGUUUUUUCUUUGUGAUGAUCUCCUGAAGUGCUUGGCUGUAGAAAUGCUGCAGCACAUACUCCUGUUAACGUCACAAAACGUUUGGGCUGGAAACCCGGUAACAUUCAAGUAUUGUACUGUGUAAAUAAGAUGAAUAGAAGCUAUGCCAUUGUAUUUAUUGUUCCACUAAGGGUGAAAUAGAAAAAAAAUGUGAAA
Molecule: messenger RNA, 9878 nt
Organism: Lagopus muta (rock ptarmigan)
Lineage: Eukaryota; Metazoa; Chordata; Aves; Galliformes; Phasianidae
Gene: CALCRL
Product: calcitonin receptor like receptor
Exons: 14
Coding region: 5018-6421 (467 amino acids)
Biological process (GO): adenylate cyclase-activating G protein-coupled receptor signaling pathway; cell surface receptor signaling pathway; angiogenesis
Cellular component (GO): plasma membrane
Molecular function (GO): calcitonin receptor activity; adrenomedullin receptor activity; calcitonin gene-related peptide receptor activity
Source: RefSeq, a predicted model, not a curated record